Messenger RNA from Lachancea nothofagi CBS 11611, 1158 nucleotides. The record is from the annotation of a GenBank genome assembly. NCBI's taxonomy places the organism in Eukaryota, Fungi, Ascomycota, Saccharomycetes, Saccharomycetales, Saccharomycetaceae.
AUGAGCAUCACUAUUCAUGUAAAGUUUGGGCAAAACAAGUUGGACGUGUCUAUCGAUCCUGCAAGCUCAGUAGGCGAUUUGAAAACUGCCAUUGCUGAGAAAUCUGAGAUUCCUGCAGACAACCAGAGGCUGAUAUAUUCGGGUAAAAUUCUUAAGGACGACCAGACUGUCGAGUCUUACAAGAUCCUGGACGACCAUUCUAUCCACUUGGUGAGGUCUGGUGGUGCUAAAAAGGGAUCAAGUCCUGGCGCUGCUUCUGCCUCUGCCACAACGGGCAACACGAACGAAGCAACUUCGCAGCAACAAUCGGGUGCAGUUCCAGCGGCUCCACCAAGCCUUUCAGCGGGUCAAACUGGCGGAUUCAACCCGUUGUCGGAUCUCACAAGCGCCCGUUAUGCUGGGUAUCUGAAUUUGCCUUCCGCAGAUUCGUUUGGUCCAGAUGGAGGCAUGACAAGCGCUCCUAACUCGGACGAGGUCCUCAGAAUGCUUGAAAACCCAACAAUGCAGUCCCAAAUGAAUGAGAUGCUGAGCAACCCUCAAAUGGUUGACUUUCUGAUCCAGCAGAGUCCGCAGUUGCAAAGCAUGGGCCCACAGGCAAGACAACUACUACAGAGUCCCAUGUUCAGACAGAUGAUGACGAAUCCAGAUAUGAUCAGACAAAGCAUGCAGUUCUCAAGCAUGAUGGGAGGUGGAGAAGGCAACAUGGAUGCUAGCGCCUUCCCAGCUCCUGGGACCUCGGGACCAGAAUCAUCAGACCAGACCCCAUCCGCUCAACAGCAAACUCAAUCAGACACCACAACUCAGUCUGCCAAUCCCUUCGCAUCGUUGCUCGGCGGUUUUCCACCACAACCAGCCGCAGGGUCCUCAACGGGGUCCAACAUACCAACUAACCCCUUUUUAUCCAUGUUAGGUGGAGCCGGUGGAGCUGCUCCUAAUUUCGAUCCAGCUUUCUUUUCGUCACUUCUAGGUGCUGGUGCAGGUGGUGCUGCUGCUCCAGCGCAGCAAGACACGAGACCCCCCGAGGAGCGUUACGAACAACAACUAAGACAACUGAACGACAUGGGAUUUUUUGAAUUUGACAGAAACGUUGCUGCGCUUAGACGAAGCGGUGGGUCCGUGCAAGGAGCGUUAGAUGCUUUGCUAAGUGGUGAUGUCUAA